CACAACGCGGAAGUAGCCCUGUCAGUUUCAGAGUGAACCUCCCCUCCCUCUGGGAGCCCAGCGAUGUCUCUCUCCCCCCCCUUUCCCCCUUUGCCCCUAUACCGUCCUGGAGGGUGGGGGAAACACUCCACCCGGAGCGAAUCCAGGGAGGGAGCAGACUCUGCCAAGGUUGGGCUCACGUCCCUGUCUCUUGAAGGGUAUUGCAGCUGCUGAUCUGGAAACAAACUUCUGACGGUUCACUGAAGCUGAAAGCCAUAACUUUGGAAUCCAGAAGUUGGGGUGGGGGGUGGAGGGGGUGAAUAUCUGAACUGUUCUGUCUGCCGGCUUUAAAAAUCGGUGCGACAGGAAAUUCACCAGGACGCACGCCUGAGUGGAAGAGCACUGGCAAAGAGUUUUAACCGGUGGGACUCCCGACUCGAAGAGGGUCCACGUGACCCUGACAUCAAGCAAGGUUCAGCUUGGACUGGAACAUGGAGAAGGACGAGGUCAACAGCAGCGUGGAGAAACGGUGGAAAUGCGGGGACUGCGGGAAGGGCUUCCGGGUCCCGUCUGUCCUGGAGAUGCAUCGCCGGGUCCACACCGGGGAGCGGCCGUUUGCCUGCCCUGUCUGCGGGGAGGGAUUCACUCACUUGUGCCACAUGGUGACCCACCAGCGCCUCCACACGGGCGAGAAGCCGUUCACCUGCUCCGAGUGCGGCAAGGCGUUCCGUCAGCCGUCCUACCUGCAGAAGCACCGCCGGGUCCACACCGGGGAGCGGCCCUUCACCUGCCCCGUCUGCGGCAAGGCCUUCAACGCCUCCUCGGCCCUGUGUAACCACCGGGCUGUCCACAGCCGGGAGCGGCCCUUCGCCUGCCCCGCCUGCGGCAAGGGCUUCAGCCGCCUGGCCAACCUGCAGCAGCACCGGUCCACCCACACCGGGGAGCGGCCCUUCACCUGCCCCGCCUGCGGCCGGGGCUUCGCCCGCUCGUCCAGCCUGCUGACCCACCAGCUCGUCCACACCGGCGAGUGGCCCUUCACCUGCUCGGCGUGCGGCAAGGGCUUCACCUCCGCCUCCAACCUGCGGCGGCACCAGCGGGUCCACACCGGGGAGAGGCCGUUCACCUGCUCUGCCUGCGGCAAGGGCUUCGCUCAGUCCUCCCAGUUGCUGAGGCACCGAUGCCUUCACACCGGGGAGUGACCGUUCACCUGUGCUUGCAAAGGGAUUCCCCCCCUCUC
This is a messenger RNA of Chiloscyllium plagiosum (whitespotted bambooshark), 1216 nucleotides long. RefSeq lists its product as uncharacterized. Gene Ontology annotation, cellular component: nucleus. The record is from RefSeq and is a predicted model, not a curated record. Lineage: Eukaryota; Metazoa; Chordata; Chondrichthyes; Orectolobiformes; Hemiscylliidae. Gene Ontology annotation, molecular function: RNA polymerase II cis-regulatory region sequence-specific DNA binding; DNA-binding transcription factor activity, RNA polymerase II-specific. Gene Ontology annotation, biological process: regulation of transcription by RNA polymerase II.